Teleopsis dalmanni is the source of this 2040-nucleotide messenger RNA. RefSeq lists its product as uncharacterized. The record is from RefSeq and is a predicted model, not a curated record. Lineage: Eukaryota; Metazoa; Arthropoda; Insecta; Diptera; Diopsidae. The coding region runs from base 355 to 2040 and encodes 561 amino acids. The transcript has 8 exons.
AUUAAGUGAUAACAAAGCAAUUAUUAUUUGAAAAUUUUUAAAGGAAUAAAUGCUACAUCUAUUUGAAGAAUUGUGGGAAUAUCUAUUGAUAUAAAUUGUGUUGAAACACGGCAAAAACAUUAAAAAUGUAGGGUAAUCAUACUCAUGUUGCUGGCGCCUAAACAUUUUUCUGUCAACAUUUCCAAACACGAACCGAGUUCGAAUUGCGGUCCGAAAAGAUUCGCAUCAAGUAUGGACGCAUACACAUAUAUGUAGGAACAUUCAAAAAGGGAAUUUACCGAUAUUUUGUCGUACUGCGUAAUUUUAGUUUUUAUUAAUUUUAUUUAUUGUUAAGUUUUAUUUGUCUUGUUUAAAAUGUCCAGUGUUUGUACAGUUAAAGAAUUGCAACAGGAUUUUGCAUUGAGCAGUGGCUUGAGAUCUGAAAUAAUUUGGGACAUACUAUCUCCUGAUCAGGCUGUUAUAUUAAAACAGAAGUUAAUCCAAUUGUUUCCUGAUGUUGAUAAUAAGAAAUAUGAUAGACUACGUGAAACCGUAUUUGCAAGUGUAUGGCAACAGCGUAAAUACACUAACAUGAACUUGUUUUCUGCCAUCAUAUACGUUUUGGUAACCAAUGCAGUCGAUAGUGAUGCGUUGGUUUCAACAAAAUACUCCAUUCAUCCAGUGCUUCGUACAAAAAAAUGCAUGGGUAACGACAACAACAGCAGAAAUUGUUGUAUGAUUUUUAUCGAUGAACAUGGUCGUGUUUAUCAAAACUGGAAUCAUUAUUUGACACAGAAUAUGUUGCCAAGCGGCGUAAUGGUAGCACCUGCAAAAGGAAUAUACUCUUUCAAUAAUAACGAUGAAGUUAUACUUGAAAAACAUUACACUCCUCUUUCCGCCACAUCGUCAAAAUUGGCACGCGCUGCUGAUGUCGGCGCUACAUUAAUCGGAGUAGCUGCCGGUGUUCCGUUAGUGGCUUCAGCGGCAAUAACAGUGGCAGGGCCCUUACUUGUUGCAUCAACUGCUGCUACUAUAGCAACUGCAGCUUAUAGCUCGUUGCGCUCUCUAAUGUCAUUAAGAGAUCGCAGUUACCAUGAACAAUCUAUCGCAGUCACGGAUCGAGAUGCACGAAAGGAAUGGCUGGGGGUAGCUGUUGGAGCAGUUGGAAUAGGCGCGACUUGUUCAACACAAGUGUUAAGAUUAGCAUCUGUUAAAAAGAAUGUGAAUGUUGCAAAAACUAUUGUAAAUGGGAUCAAUAUGACAUCGGUCGUAGUAUCAGGAACUGGAGCCGUAUGCGGAGUAUUUGAUAUUUUUACGAAAAUAAACGAUAAUGAAGAAAUAACUUCUUUGGACCUACUUAAUUUGAGCUCAUCUUUACUUAUAUUUACUCAUUCAGUUAAUAAUUUCAAACUUGUGUCCAAAAUAUCCACAGGGACAAGAUCAACCAUACGCAGAUCCAUAACUAAACAAUUAAGGCGAAAUUACCAGCACAUAUCAAAUGGACGCAAUACUCGUUUGGAUAUCUUACGAAUAGCUAAUGAAAUACCCGAAAGGGCUAUACUUUUAAAUUUACAUGAAUUAUUCCCAAAUCUUUCACUUCGAUCAGCGAUUAGCACUGCUGGUGCAAUGCUAUUGCAUCGUUUGAAUGCAGACGCAAAAGAAUUAAAUCUUUUGUUGAUGGCAGAGGAAUUUGGUAACAAUUUUGUGCAACAUAUACAUAGUUUCCUUAGUUUCGUAGAUAUUCUAAAUGCUAUAGGACAGUACUUUUGUGCACGCACUUGUCAGUUUCUAAUGAAUCUGGCUAAAACAUUUAUUGAUGAACUUUCCAACAAUAUACAAAUUAUUCUAAACACCGUUAUAUCAACAGAGCAUAUUCUUUACAAAAUAGUAAUUCAUUGCAUCACCAACUUCCGUAAUAUCUCAUAUGAGUUUCUGGAAAAAAGAACGGCUGAAAUAUUAAACUAUAUUGAAAAUUAUUUCCGUUCGUACAAUCCUGUUCAUUUUAACGGUGCACGGCUCAAAUGUAAGCAAUGCACCGGACAUUAUUAUAUUACCAAAUAA